UAUUGGGCUACCAUAACAUCCCUAUGUUUGCUUACUUCCAACAAAGACGCAAAUCAAUUUGAUUCAGAAAAACAAUUAUUAUUGUUCCAGCCCCUUCUAUCCCAUUGUUCCAGUGAUCAAAAUAGAGCGGCUUGGAACAACUCUCUCUGGCCAGGAACUCGUUCAUUGUGGUAGGAGUUUCACGAAGCGUAGAAAUCUAUGAAAAGGCAGUUAAGAAGAUGAUAUCAACCUCUGUUAAAGCCUGCUUCUGGGACUCAAAGACCACGCGCGCCCUCUCUACACGAGGUGAUAAGAUAGACUUACAAUACGCAUUGGUUUGUAUCAGAUAUCGAAGCAAGUAUUCAGUUAGAAUACCCACUCGAGUUCGUUGAAACUUGAUAAUAGACAAAAAUGGCAGCAGGGAAUCCUCCGCCUUCACGGCCGCCGACACCUCCGGUGAUUGACACUCGGACUGUGAUGCCGAGCCCAGUUCAUAACUCGCCGAUUUCCCCCUUUCCAUCAUACAACCCCCCAUACUCGACCGACAAUGGACAGGGCACUCUCGCCGGCUUCUCCGUUGCCGAUCCUGGCUUUGACCCCGCGAACAAGGGUUCCAUUGGCGCGCACUACGUGGGAACCGGAGGGACAGGGAUCCACGACGACCCGCACGGGAUCGAAGAAGACAUCGAGAGCGAGAUCGCCAAAGCCAUCGCCGAUUUCGAGGCAGCGAAGGGGUCCGCGGCGUCGGACGAGGAACGGGACCGCAUCACGACCACGAUACGGAGCCUGCGGGAGAGCGGAUGGCUGGAGGGCGCGAAGACGCAGCUCGAAGGAAAGGACAGCGUUCCCAUUGCCUGGUUCAACCGCGUCGUGGCGGAGAACGAGCGGUACAUCACGCACAUAGCGCAGAAGAUGGAGGCGCAGGCGGGGGAGAGGGCAGACUGGGUCAAGCAGCUGGACGUCGCCACGGCGAACGACGAGGAGCGGAACAGGCAGAUGACGCACCUCGAGGACCAGGUGUCGCAGAUUCAAGUGAACAACGAUAUUCUCCAGGCGGAGCUUGAUCUCUUGCGCACCGAGAAAGCCCAGCUUGAAGACGACAAGAAGGAGCUGCAAACCCACCUCGACGAUUGCACGUCCCACAGGACAAGACUGGAUUCCGAGAUCUCGGUUGCCCAUCAGCAGCGCAGGGACCUACAGGACCGGUUCGAUGAUCUGACCCAGCAGCUCAAAGACUCGCGAGGUAGGGAGACGGCGCUGAAGGACCAGCAACGAACGCAGGACCAAGCCGUCAGCGAUCUCCAAAAGCAGGUCGACGACCUCAACAAGAAGCUAGCCGACCACAACGCCCAACUUCAGGGCACCGUCUCCAGUUCCAGAACUCCAGCAGCUGGUGGUGGUGGUACUAAGCCCAAGCCCAGCCCCAAGUCGAGCCCCGAGCGGAAGCCCAGGAAGCCCAAGGCCUUCGACAUCAAGAAGCUCAUGCAGGAGAUCCGAGACGCCAAGGCCGCGAACCGCGACGUCGCGGACUGGCUCGACGCCGUGUUCGCGCGGUACAUGGGCGACGUCGCCGACGCCAACCACCUGCGGGACUUCUGGGCGGCGGUCGAGGCGAUGCGUAGGGACUGCGGGGGCCUGCAGGCGAAGAUCGUCUCCCUAUACCACAAGCUCGGGUUCCCCGACGACCCGGCGCGCCCGCUCACGGGGGAGCAGGCGCUGGACGAGAUGAUCGCGCACGUGGACAAGCAGCCCGGGGACGACCUGAGACUGCAGGUGUACGCGCUGAAGCUGGCGGGGGACACGCAGACGGAGCGGAUGCGGACGCGGACGGAGCUGGUGCGGGUGAACACGCUGGAGAUGCAGCUGGACCUGGCGAAGACGACGGACACGCUGGAGCGGGAGACGCGCAUGCGCUACGGCGUUCACAACGACGCCGAAGUCGACCGCCGCGUCGACGCGCGCACCCAGAUGUUCCGCGACCAGCGCCGCGCCAUUCUGGAUCGUGUCUUCGGGGCCAGUCACGAGCUGCACCGGAUCGCGCAGCGGACCACGACGACGCCGCAGAGCAGAGCGGACAUCGAGGCGGUCAGGACGAAGUAUUUGAAUGCGAUGUCGCUGCCGAUGCCGAAACCUUGAGGGGGGAGGCGAGGCUUGGGAAGUUCGGGUGGGAUGCAAUGACUUAACUAGGUUGGGACUUGGAGGUUAUGCAAAGUAAACCAACUAAACAUAGGUAUGUAGUUACGUAUAGUAUAGAUAGAUGUAGUCUGGAAUUUUGGGUAGUGCUAUCAUUUCAGUGGUGUUAGGGGAAAGGGGG
Hypoxylon fragiforme is the source of this 2293-nucleotide messenger RNA. RefSeq lists its product as uncharacterized. The transcript has a single exon. Bases 391 to 2115 code for a protein of 574 amino acids. NCBI's taxonomy places the organism in Eukaryota, Fungi, Ascomycota, Sordariomycetes, Xylariales, Hypoxylaceae. The record is from RefSeq and is a predicted model, not a curated record.